AUAAGGCUUCCUUUUUGUCUUUUUAUUUGUCCUGAUUAUAAAAAAAUGGCACCACAAAAGCCAGUGCCCCAAAAAGUUGGCAAGCCAGAUCCAGCUCCAAAGGAAGAACCAGCUCCUGGAGCAGCAGGACCAGCACCACCAGCUGAUCAGAGACCAACCCCAGAAACAGCACUGGACAAAACUGCUCUUGCCCCAAUGGUCCCAACUCCAGGGCCAGCAGCAAAAGCUCCAGAAAAAGCCAACCCUGCACCUGGACCAGCCCCAGUGGCAGCAACACCUGGACCAGCCCCAGUGGCAGCAACACCUGGACCAGCCCCAGUGGCAGCAGUCCAAGAAACAGAUAAAGCCCCAGCUUCUCCAAAUCAAGCUAUCAAAUAUGAUCCUGCCAUUGUAGGUAAUCUCACUGCUGAACAACUUGAAGAAUUCAAAGAGGCUUUCCAGCUGUUUGUCAGGAAUCCUUUGAGGGAGAUGAAGAUUUCGUUAGCUCAAUGUGGAGAUGUGAUGAGAGCAUUGGGUCAAAACCCAACGAAUGCUGAAGUCUUGAAUGUUCUAGGGAAACCCAAGCCUGAGGAGAUGGAGUCAAAGCUGAUCGACUUUGAGACUUUCCUACCUAUGUACCAACAAGUUUCAAAGUCAACUGAAAAAGGCACGUUUGAAGAUUUCAUGGAGGGCCUUCGGGUCUUUGACAAAGAAGGCAAUGGAACAGUCAUGGGGGCUGAACUUCGCCAUGUACUUGCUACUUUGGGUGAGAGGUUGUCUGAGGAUGAAGUGAAUCAGUUGCUGACAGGGCAAGAGGACACAAAUGGGUGUAUUAACUCUGAGGGUAAGAAGAGUGAAUUAAAUCACUCAAGACUUCCCUCUAUUAUGACUUGCCUUUAA
This is a messenger RNA of Xyrauchen texanus (razorback sucker), 879 nucleotides long. RefSeq lists its product as uncharacterized. Gene Ontology annotation, cellular component: myosin II complex. The record is from RefSeq and is a predicted model, not a curated record. NCBI's taxonomy places the organism in Eukaryota, Metazoa, Chordata, Actinopteri, Cypriniformes, Catostomidae. Bases 46 to 879 code for a protein of 277 amino acids. Gene Ontology annotation, molecular function: calcium ion binding. The transcript is spliced from 5 exons.